Molecule: messenger RNA, 1224 nt
Organism: Physella acuta
Lineage: Eukaryota; Metazoa; Mollusca; Gastropoda; Physidae
Product: structural maintenance of chromosomes protein 4
Source: RefSeq, a predicted model, not a curated record
CUAUUUGUCUUUCACCUUACAACUGGCUUCGUAGCAGAUAUAAACGAACGUUUUGCUUCAAAUUGAAAAAGCCAUGAAUUCUUUUACUAUUUCUCUGCUUUUUCUCGUCGGUAAUCUUUUGAUAGUUGGGGUUCACAGUAGCAGCAUAAUACCCGAAGGUCCUAUGACCGAUCAAGAGCGCAAGGACUGGGAGCACAUGCAGAAACUGCUGGACAUUGAGAUGCAGAAAGCGCGGGAAAAGUACAGCAAGAAGCCCGGCUGCGAUGCUGAGGAGAAGCCGGUACAAGCCGAGAUGUUGAGACCUACAUCCGGUGACAGCUUUGAGGAGGUGUACCGCAAGCACAUGUGUGACAUGUGUAAUGGGGUCGCAGUUCAGCUGGAGAAAGGUAUGGUCAGCGGAGACAAGAGGAAGAAAUAUGGAGGGUCACUCUCUGAGGAUGACGUCAUUGAACUCGCCCAGAAAAUUUGUAGCAAGAAAGUAGACAGCAACCAAGAGCUGUGUAAGGAGUUGAUCGAGCAGCACCAUGAGAUGCUACAGGACCGCUACAGAGAAGGGCCGGGCUACGGUCUGGCUGAGAAGAUCUGCCACUCGAGAUGUCAGCCCCCAGAGAAGGCCAGCCCUAAAGACACGGGUGACGUCAAGGGUAACGGUGACGUCAGCAGGAAAGAUGACGUGAAAAGACAGGAUGACUUGGAAGAGAAAGAUGAGGGGAAAGAGAAUGCUGACGUCAGCAGGAAAGAUGACGCCAACACAAAAGAUGAGGGUAAAAAGAAAGAGGAGGUCUACAAGAAAGAUGAAGUCAGCAAAAAAAUUGAAGGUAAAAAGAAAGAUGGCGUCAACAAAAAAGAUGAAAGUAAAAAGAAAGAUGACGUCAACAAGAAAGAUGACGUCAGCAAGAAAGAUGACGUCAACAAGAAAGAAGACAAAGAUGGCGUCAAAGAAAAGAAGAAAGCAAAGAAGAAGGAUGAGUUGUAAUGUUAUUGAACUGUUUUCAGAUUUUGACCAUCGACCUACCAUCAUGUUAUUUGUUUUUACUCACUACUGCUUUCCUUCAAACUGUUUACAUGUCAGUUGUCUGACUGCUGAUUGUUUUACUCGAAGUUGAUUCGCAUUUUCACCUGUUUAGUAGCGUUGUCUUGAUUUUUUUUUAAAUUUAUUAUAAAGGUUUACACACAUUUUUUUUCAAGGUUUUAAUAAGAAUAAAUAGCAAUUAAUUUCACGUA